Molecule: messenger RNA, 2289 nt
Organism: Phytophthora infestans T30-4
Lineage: Eukaryota; Oomycota; Peronosporomycetes; Peronosporales; Peronosporaceae
Exons: 4
Coding region: 1-2289 (762 amino acids)
Source: RefSeq, a predicted model, not a curated record
AUGCCGCAGAGUCUGGUGUUCGCGGAGCAAGUGCCCACGUACGUGUUCCAAAACGUGAACUUCCAAGCCACCGUCAAGCUGGUGGACAGUCACAAGACCAAAGUCACUGGUGUCCGCAAACCUCUGCAAGUGUCUUUGCGCUUCCAUGACACUUACGAUCUUGUGGAGGACCAAGAUGCCGUGCUGCGAGUGACAGCAGAGGCCCACAUCGACCCUAACACGGGACUGGCACUGCUCUCGAUGAGUCUUCACACUCUCACGGCGACUUGCGAUGGACGCAACUUCUGUCUAGAAGUGCGCAGCGGCGAUGCAGACAUCGAGUCGGUCUUCUCAUCGCCUGUAAAUGUCGUCAAGGAGAAACUACAAGUGGUGACGCAACCACCCGACGUCUGGUUCAAAGACGAGGGAGGUCGGGAGAAGUGCAUGACAGUAGCUCUGAACCUGGUACCAGCUCCUGGAGCUUAUCUGGAAGACCGAGUGGUGCCACUGGACGUGAAGCUACUGUACGAGUCGGGCAACACGGUGCUAAACCAGAGCAUCCUGAGACUGUUCCCGGACAUGAGACCCAAUAUGACCCACGGCCGCGCUACCGUUUCCUUCCGAAUUGACGACGUGUCAAAGAACCACCAGGGACAAUCGUUCAUGUUGGAGAUUGGACCAGAGCAGCAGGACGGCAGCUCCAUGUUCCAGGACAUCGCGCCCACACGUACGUCGGUCAUUGCCAUUCGAUCCAAGCGUAACAAGCGGAAACUCAAUGCGCAAGCGGCGGCGGCAGCGGCUGUUGCAGCCUCAGGAGCUUACGGUAUGCGUGCUUCCCCUCGAAGUGUUGCAGGCACCCCUCGCACGCCUUACAUGAACAUGGGCGGAACGCAGAGCUCGCCUCAAUCAGUGGGCCCCAACGGGAUGAUGAUCGAACCGCAUCCGCAACGCGCUCGCAAGUACUUGGCAACUAGCAACGCCAUGGGAUACAACGGCAUGAUGCAACAGCCGCAACAGCCGAUGGGUUCCAUGUCCUGGAGCAGCCACUUAAUGCAGCCUACUGCCAGUUCUGCAUCCCCCCCCAUGCAGGCCCAAACGCCUCAGAGCCAACAAGCCCCAGCCCAGACUCCAGGUUCUGGAGCGGCAAACAGUCCUGGAGCGGUGGAGUGGGCUCUUGGGGGCUUUGAGAUCCACCCAGACGGCUCCAUGAACACAGCUCGACCGAUCUAUCGCUGUCCUCAGUGUCGGCGUCUGAACGAUGUGGACAUGCUGGCAGCUGGCCCCGCUGUCUCUCACAGUCCGCAGUGCGUCUUCUCGCCCAGCGGUGGCAAUGGCAACAUGAUGUACCGUUCUCAAAUGGAAGGAACGCCCAUGAAUCAACAGCAAAUGCAGCAACAGCGUGGGUAUGCACCAUACCAGCAGAUGGCCCAGCAGAGUAUGGGUAUGAGUGCACCUCCGACCUCCACUACGACCAACAGCUACGGCAGCAGCGCGAUGGUCGAUUCUUCGUCACUGAACGUGCAGCAGAACACGGUAAACAUCACGUCAAAGCCCGAAGACGUAUCACCAAAGACACUCGCCACUUAUGCAGCUUCGUCCACACAGCGACCGUCCAUGACGAUUUUUCCUUACAUGAACAAGGUAACAACCGAAGCAGGAUUGCCAGCAAGCAACGGACAGGAGCAGCCAUCCAGUGGCAACUUGUUCGAGAGCAAUGCUUUUCACAACCAGAUGGAGAUGAUUGGCAACGGAACAGAGAAAUUGUUCAUGAACAAGAACACCGCGGUGGAAGACGAUCCCGCGCUGGACCCGCAACAGCAACAACCUCAGAAUUAUCAGCAGGAUGCAGGCGCAAACUUUGGCGGUGUCAUCGGGACGUCUCUCUUCAAUGAGAUGACUAGCAUGGGCAUCAACCUGGACCAGAGCGAACCUCAGCUGCUAGGCGAGUUUGGAGGGAUCCAAGGUAACAACACCCAGACUCCCAAUGAUGAAGAUCAAGUGUUCUACAUCCUGGCGCAGAUGUACACGGAUGCGCAGGAGCGGAAACUCGGUCUGCCUGCCUUUGAUCAGUUCCAACGCAUGCUUGGAUUCUACAGCGAAGCUCAAGAUGACGUUCAGACUCAGGUGGUUUUCCAUCCACUGCGAGAUGUCUGUUUGUCGAACGAGGAGCGAGAGAAGAUCACGACUCAGUUUGUGGAUGAGCUCGGACGAGACUCACAGGCGGUGCAUUCCCUCCCCAAGUAUCAGCACAACCUCAUCAUGUUGCGCGAGGACGCUCUGAUGUUCUACUGGAGCCAGUCGCUCGUAUGA